AUGCUAUUGACAAGACCAUUCCAAUCCCACAAUCAUUUUCAUCAACAGAACACAGCCAACACUGCUUCCAACGGCAUCGACGCCAACAGCAGCACAUAUAGUCAAAGAACAAGCACAAAUCCGAGGAGCAAUUUUGCACACGGCUACAACACACAACCACACGAGAUCCCCCGCGACAUCGACGCAAACAUCGACCUGGGACUCGACGUCGACUUUAGCCCGCUCAACGCAGAUUCGGACAUCGCCUUGUCGCCGUUCUCGACAAACUCGUGGCUCUCGUCGAGCUCACCUUCUCUGAUGAGCAACGCUGAUCUGAUGCCGACGUCUGAGAGCUGGUAUGCCCAAAGCCACAUCAGCAACAAGCCAGGACAUAGAACAUCAGCGCACAACAGGGAGUCUUCGCUCUCUUCACUGGGCUCGGCCGGCCCGGCGUCGCCUUACUCGCAGUCUACGACAAACCCACAGAUCGCCGUGACAGACUCGUUGACGGAUGGGUUCGGAGGCAGCAACAUGUUCAACUCGAACGAUUCUUACUACCACCUGGCAAAGUCCUUUGGCCCCGGCCAGGACGGAAGCAAUUUUUCACCAAACUACCCAAACCAGCUGCACACCAACCCCACAGCAACCACAUAUAACCAUAUGCUGGCGCAGCAAAAGCCCAAGUCGGAGAGGGGACUUUUACCUCCGCCCGAGCUAUCCGCUAGCAAUGCGUCAAAGUCACGCCCGGUCUCGGUGGCGAGCUCGGUUGCUUCUCAUGACUCACCAGCAACGCCAUGCAACGUUGAGGCGGAAGAUGAGAGGAGACAGAGGCAUGCCGCCAGCCUUCACGUCGUCCCAAAGCUCGACAGGACAAUGACCGACAUUUACAACGACGAGCUGUAUAGCCCCAACUUCACCUUGAGCACUUCAACUCCGUCACACACACAGCCUGCGCAAAACCCUGGCUCUCCGCAUCACGACAUGUUUGCGCAGAGACUACAGGCAGCCCAGCAGCACCUUAGUGCUGCCCAGACUCCGGUAACGACCGUGUCUAGGGAUCGCUCACCAUUCCGCAAUGGAUCGCCCCUCGCACCGACACCCAUGCACGACUUUGGCAUUGACCGGCAAGGGCAGGCUCAGCAGCCAAGGCAGCUGGGUUUCAAGUCAGCUCAGCAGCUCCGGGAGCAGCACAAGGCAGAGCAGGACGAUGAGGUCCUUCGUCAGCAGCUGAACAGGGGAUCAAACGCAGCGACACCUCAAACAAUAUCGCCCAAGGACGCCAUGCUUGAAUUCAACGACAACGAUGAUCUGAACAACGUGCCACUAUUCGCGCAGACAUCUUCAAAUGGCAUGAGCGGCUUCACCGAGGACGAGCUCAACAAGGCUGUCGCCGCGGCUGCUGCUGCAUCUGCUGCCGCACAGAGCAGCCAGGGUUUCGGCACUCAUGGCCUGCCCAUGGACACGAGCGCAUUCACCUUCACAGCGGCACCCAUGGCGCCCACGAUACAGAUUCCUCAGGCUUAUCCAUUUGUUGGCGCUAGCCAGAUGUCGAUGCAACAGACUCCAGUCUCGAUGCGCGGUUCAUCAUCUACCCCGGGACAUCUGUCGGCUACAAGCCAUUCAAACAGCACCCACAGCAGCAUCAGCCCGAGCAUGAACAGCCCUGGGAGGCCGGAGGGUAGGAUCAGCGCUGACGGCGGCACGUACACCUGUACUUAUCACGGCUGCAGCCUCCGGUUCGACACACCAGCGCUCCUGCAGAAGCACAAGCGUGAGGGACAUCGUCAGGCACAUGGCCUCAGCACAAGUGGACGCAGGACAGACAUGGAGAUGGGGCAUGGCGGAGACGGCAUGACGUCGCAGCUCCUCAACACACAGCACGGGCCCCACAAGUGCAACCGCAUCAACCCGAGCACAGGCAAGCCCUGCAACACCAUCUUCUCCCGACCUUACGACCUUACAAGGCACGAGGACACGAUCCACAAUGGCCGCAAACAGAAGGUUAGGUGCGAUUUGUGUACUGAAGAGAAAACGUUUAGCCGCGCGGAUGCGCUUACGAGGCACUACCGAGUUUGCCACCCCGAUGUCGAGUUUCCCGGCAAGCAUCGUCGUCGAGGGAUGCAGGGAAGCAACAACAAUCACUGA
Messenger RNA from Pyricularia grisea, 2124 nucleotides. RefSeq lists its product as uncharacterized. The record is from RefSeq and is a predicted model, not a curated record. Bases 1 to 2124 code for a protein of 707 amino acids. Gene Ontology annotation, biological process: regulation of transcription by RNA polymerase II. NCBI's taxonomy places the organism in Eukaryota, Fungi, Ascomycota, Sordariomycetes, Magnaporthales, Pyriculariaceae. Gene Ontology annotation, cellular component: nucleus. The transcript has a single exon.